AUGGAGACGGAUAGAUGGAAGCUAAAAAUACCCCAGCUGCAGUUGUUUGGUCUGGGACGUCCCGCCCUGGGCUCAGUCUGGGCUCAGUCUGGGAUCAGUCUGGGAUCAGUCUGGGAUCAGUCUGGGAUCAGUCUGGGAUCAGUCCGGGGUCAGAGUGAGGUCUGGGGAGGAGCUUAUCGCUGCAGACUCACACUUGGGUUUCACUGCUGUGAUUGUAUCGUCCCAGGAGCUAAAGCCAAAGUCAGAGUUCACCGGCUGAACAAACAGGAGAUAAAGAGGUCCUCAGCGGUGACAUCACCACCUCAGCAGUGA
This is a messenger RNA of Knipowitschia caucasica, 312 nucleotides long. The record is from the annotation of a GenBank genome assembly. Lineage: Eukaryota; Metazoa; Chordata; Actinopteri; Gobiiformes; Gobiidae.